GUAUUGGUUGCCCUGCACUCCAACAACCCCGCAUGGUCCAAACAAGGUGGUGAUGACCCCAAGCCACGGUGUUAAGAUCUGGGACAGUGUGGUGGUCCUUUCUAAUAUCUGCAAGAAGCCCAAUGCAUUGAGUUUUUUAGCACUCAAUUUUGAAGUUGAUCAGAUAGAAAUGUCAAGCCCUCUCAAACGCCCCAGGGGUGGUCGGCAGCCUUAUCGGCUCCCACUACUUCUUACCGUUCUUUGCAGUCUCAUUCUCCCAAUACAACUGUGCACAUCCGAAGGUGUAUCUAUUGACAGAUACCGCCAAAGCUACCGCAGAAGGAACUCGAUGUAUUACGAUGACCCAUCCGGGAUUGAAGAAAUUUUCAACGAACCGUUAUACAUCAAGGCCAAUGCAAGCGUGGAAGUCUAUCCACCGAAAAAUAUGGCCGUCAUUGGAGGUGGUAUGGGCGGUGUCUCCGUCGCACAUUCAUUCGGGCCGGAAAACUGUCGUGUCAAUUCUCCACAGGUGACUAUCUUCGAGAAGGAAGGUCGUCUGGGAGGUCGGAUCCACUCCGUCCCCAAGUACGACGAGGACGACUGCGACGUAACCGAGGCGGGAGGAUAUACGUUUGACUGGAGAAUAUACGGGGGAUCCGCAGCAAGGAUAGCGGAAGACGUGGGUGUGCCUAUUCAAAACAUGUAUCCUGGUGAAACGUCCGACGACAUCCUGGUGAGAGUAGGAGCUUGGAACGGUGAGGAAUUGAUCAGAAGCCAGUACGAACAGGCGCCGACCAUGUGGACUUAUCUGAAGAAGCUCCCAAGUCAAGUCGCUAUGUACAUCUGCGAAAAGCGCUGGGGUGACACAGAGGGGUGCGAGGAGGAUUGGGCUUGGGCAGUCCCAAAGCCAACAACUCAAGUGAAUAAGGGAGCAUCGGACGCUAUGCAGGAGUUUGCGGAGUUGUGGGGUAUUGAACUCUGGCCACAUAAGAGAACAUAUCCAUGGAACGGGGGAAAUGCGAGGCUACUGAAGAGAGCAGUGAGGGUGGCUGAAGCGGAGCUAAAUUUGAAUUCCACCGUGACUCGGGUUGUGAGGCAUGCGGAUCUUACAUUCGAUAUUCAUUGGACCAAAAAAUCCCCGGAUGGUCAGACCGAAGCGCACGUCGAUCGGGUCGACUCUGUGGUCAUUGCAGCCCCCUUUCAUCAAUCCGGCAUUACUAUCGAGCCUCCCUUGCCAUUGCCCCCGACGGAAGUUAACUAUACUCCUCUCCAUGUAACGCACUUCAUAACCCGCCAUCGGCUGGAUCCCAAGUCGUUCAAUCUAUCUCAAAACAACGAAAUCCCUGACACGAUCUUGAAUCUGAAUGUUGACCAAGCACAACACGCGGCACGGCUGUCUCCCCUUCCUUCAUUUCUAGCAAUCACUCGAGAGGAUUCAAGCUACGCGGCUGGAUGCACAGUUGACAUGGAAAACCAAUAUAGAAUCAUUUCACUUAACCCAAUCUCCGAUAGCGACAUCGCUAACUUGAUGGACGCUAGCAGACAAGCCCCGGACGAUGUUACAUUCCCUCAUCAAGCGUGUUACCCAAUCAGGAAGGACUGGGUCUUGGACUUAGGAGUGAACCCACCCAAGCCGGACCUUAUGUAUGCAGAAUUUGAGGCCAAGGCGGCAGAAAUCAACUGGCGCGAGCUUGAAGGUGAGGAAAAUGAUGGAUGGUAUUUGAGAAAUAUAGGCUGCGUCAAUAGGCCUACUGUCCGAUGGGUCCAUCGCCGGUAUUGGCCGAAUGGCAUUCCCAUCGUGAAUUAUGAUGUGAAAUGGGAUCGACGCAUGGAGCUGGCUCCGAGGUUAUUCUAUGUCAACGGGUUUGAGGGCUUUGAGGGAGCGUCGAUCUCGCAGAGUGGGAGGGCUGGGCAGAGUGUGAUGUAUGAUUUGUGGUAUGACUAUAUUGACCCAUGAUGGUCAGAGCACACGGUUGUGGAUUUACCAUGAUUUUGCCUACGAUGUCUUAUAAAAUACGCGAAAAGUUGUUUGGAAAUUCGUCUGUUGUUUCGUUGAGUCCAAUCAUAAUAUAGCACGUCCUAUUCGUUGAUAAUUGUUUGAGCUAAGAAGGGAGCGCUCCGAUAGAGGAUAGUGACUCGAUAUGAAGAUGUAUUCUUGUCUAGGGAACUAUCUAAUGAACGGGGCGUUCCCUGGGGCUAUAUAAGUCAUAAUGGAGAGAAAAUGGGCUAGUUGAGGGGCCCGAGGACCCUAGAAUGUACCC
Aspergillus glaucus CBS 516.65 is the source of this 2240-nucleotide messenger RNA. RefSeq lists its product as uncharacterized. Gene Ontology annotation, biological process: prenylated protein catabolic process; prenylcysteine catabolic process. Bases 53 to 1936 code for a protein of 627 amino acids. Lineage: Eukaryota; Fungi; Ascomycota; Eurotiomycetes; Eurotiales; Aspergillaceae. Gene Ontology annotation, molecular function: prenylcysteine oxidase activity. The record is from RefSeq and is a predicted model, not a curated record. The transcript is spliced from 2 exons.